Durio zibethinus is the source of this 3115-nucleotide messenger RNA. RefSeq lists its product as uncharacterized. NCBI's taxonomy places the organism in Eukaryota, Viridiplantae, Streptophyta, Magnoliopsida, Malvales, Malvaceae. The record is from RefSeq and is a predicted model, not a curated record.
AUUUUUAUUGGCUUUUUAGAGAAGAUAAGGCUAUGACUUUGUUAGGACAAGAACAGAAAACUUUGUCAGGUGUGAAUUUUUUUAGAAGACAUUAUCGUAAUCUAACGUUGUCGUUGUAGUAGUAAAAAUGCGAUGCCCCAUCAUUUUCACUUCACAUCACAUCAUCCUCUUCCUUUGCCUUUUUCUUCAUUCACUUUCUCUUUGUCUCAUUUUCUUUUCCUUUUUUUUUUCCUUCCAAAACAAUCAUAAAACAAAACAAAGAAAAGGAAACAAGAGCGUUUAUAGAAUGGCUCAAAACAGCUCAAAAUAGGGUUUCGUUUGUUUUGCUUUACUUAAAUUCCCCAGAUUUCUUCAUAACCCAGUUCAAGUUUAGCCUAUUUUAAGCCAGGAAUAGCAGAUUUGUGGUGAAUCUUAUUUGAAGUGGCAUACUGGAGUGGAAAGUUACUUAAGUGCACUUCUGUGUCCCAUUGUUAUUCCUCCAAAGAUGGGAAUCUGAUAUGCCUUCUGGUUUGCUUCAAGUCUUGAGUGGAUCGCAGUGAGCUUCAAUAAUAUCUGUGCUUUAAGUUUGUUGACAUUUGGCUAUGCUUGAUUUCUGAUAAGCAUGUAGAGUUCCAUACUUUCAUGAAAAUCUUAAAGUAGAUUACUGGACAACCUUAUUGUGCCAAUAGAAUAUAGCUAAUACGGGUGCACUUUGUUGUGUGGCCGCUAGGCCACAUGGAACAAAAUCACCAACAACCAGAAGGGACUGUUCCAUGGAUCAUGAUGAACCACAUUGGAGGACAAACUCUAGUUUUUCACCUCCUCCAUUGAGGAUAUGGGACUGUAGGUUACAUUCAGAUGGUUUGCCGCAUGGGUCACAUGGUACAGGUUUACAUGUUUCAUCAAUGCCCUCAAAUAGCAGGGGUAGCAGAAGCAGGGUAGGCAGUGAAGAGUACAUCAAUCAUCACCAUUCUGUUUCCGAUGGUGCACUCUCUUAUUCUGGCAGCCCGCCUGAUAGUGCUCAGGUACCACGAUGGACUUCACCCAUACAAAGGUUCAAUCUAGAGGAACUCCCUGCCCCUAAUGUUGGAGGACCAAUUCCCCAGACCUCUUGGUUCCCUUGCUCCGCUGAGAGGCAAUAUGCUAUUAAAGCAACUGCAGCAUCCCCUAGCUUUGGAUCCCUUUCCUCACUUUCUGAGUCUAGUCUCUGGGAAUCCACUAGCAAGCAGCUCUUCUCAUUUCCUAACUGCAACUUCUCUGGUCGAUGUUCUUACAUGACAAAAGCAGUUUACCCACUAGUGUUUCGCAACCCUGUCUCGGAUUCUGAAGGCUUUGGUGAUGCUGACAUUAACGAUGUUGGCAAGUUGACACCCAGUGAAGAUCGCUUCUCACCAUUUCACUGGCAUGAAACCAGCUCCAGUGUUGAGCGCAAGUUUCACAAAACCCUUUCUGAACUUCAAAGGUCUGAAGCAUCACCAGACCCCAGUGCUAGCUCUAGAAGAGAAGGUUUUAGGUGGAGCAGUGCCAGCAGUUAUGAUCUGGGGUUAGAUGGAGAAAAGUUUGAAAUGGCGGAGCAUAUGGAUGUAGAGAGCCUGAGGUCCCCUAUUGGUCCUGUGGUAGACAACAAGUGUGGAGUUUGCGGAAAACUUUUGUGGCAGAAGUCCCCCUGGAGUUCACAUCGAAUAAUUAGAGGUGGUGACAUGCCAACUGCUGGGGUUCUACCCUGCAGCCACGUGUUCCAUGCUGAAUGCUUGGAGCAAGUUACCCUGAAGUCCCAGAUUAAUGAACCUCCCUGUCCGUUGUGCCUCAAAACCGUUGGAGCACUAGAAGAAUCUGUAUCAGUUUCAGAACCUUUGCAAGUGGCUUUAAGAUCUUUGCGAAGGAGCAGGGGUGCCAUGAUAUCUGAAGACCAGGAAGAUGAUGAGGUCUCAAACCAUAUCAAGGAAAAACUAAGGAGAAACUGGGCUCCAUCAACCCCACGAUGGAAUGACAGUUGUUCUUCAAUAAAAAAUCGUCUUAAGAAGCAUUUCAAGUUUAGAGGAAAAGUAAGGAAAGAUAUAUUCAGCACAAAGGUAUUCCAGAGGAUUGGUUCAUCUUCUUCUAGUAGGGAAGCAGUUCGGCAUUGAGUAUCUAUUUGGUAAUUCCAGAUACGUAACUCACUGGCAAAUGAUAGAUUUAGUCAUUUUGUGAACUCUCUGUUUCCUUUGAGUAUAUUAUCCUUUCACCUUGGUUUCUCAAUAUGGUUGUAAGUACAUCUUGAAUGUCUUAUUGCAUGCUUAAUCAGAAUAUGAGUUGCAAGCAAGUCAGGUUGUUUCUAAUGUGUUAUGAAAUCAGCUAUCUGUAUGAUCUAUAAUGUGUGAAGUUCAGUUGAUAGACCAUGAUUUGCAAUGAUCUUAACAACCUUGAAUGUUUGGAGAUCAAAUCUCGAUUUUAAUGUGUCAAUUGUCAACUGUUGGGGAACAGAAGGGUGAAUCUCAAAGCAAAUAAUAAAAGUUUCCUUCCUUUCUUUCCUUGGUCAUAUUCGCAUGAAAAAAGAAUGCAUAAACCAGCAUGGAUGGCAGAGAUUUGUCCCGGAUGAACCCAUGGAGAAAUAUCAUCUCCGGCGAGCAUCAAUCUCCAACUUUUUUUGGCUGUUAUCUAACUCAAUUUUGAAAUGGAUUUCGAGUUCAGGAUUCAAUAAUUGCAUGUAAAUAAAAGGUGUUCGUUAUUAGUUUUAGAAAGCAUACGAGUGCCUAAUCCGACAUUCCCAAGACAUAAAAAGAGAAGGCAAGAAGCAGCGUUUAAAAAAAAAGGGGCUUACAAUUUCAUAAAAAUAAAACAAUUUUCAAGCUAUACCAAUGGACCAUUGAGGGUUCUACCCACCUAAGGGCCAUGAUUGAGAUUUUAUAGAGAUGACUUUGGAUCGAAGCUUUAAUUCUAUAAAAGGCCGCCCAUGUUUGAUAUGAUCUUAAUAUUCGGCCAUCGCAAUCGUCAUGCCCUUUUCGUUUCCGCCAUACGAAAUUUUCGGAUUAACGGGAACAAGUACAUCUGCAUAUGAUUUUCUAAUUCAUGCUAGUAACAGGUUUGUAGAGAUGAAUAGGAUUUGGGUUGGGACUUGGGAUUGAGUUAACCCAUAUCUAAUUUUUGCAACAAAUUG